Molecule: messenger RNA, 1434 nt
Organism: Contarinia nasturtii (swede midge)
Lineage: Eukaryota; Metazoa; Arthropoda; Insecta; Diptera; Cecidomyiidae
Exons: 2
Coding region: 91-1347 (418 amino acids)
Source: RefSeq, a predicted model, not a curated record
UAAAUUCUCAGUGGACUAUUGACCGAAAAAAUUCGCGAUUCUUUCAUUUUCUGCACAAAAUAAAAAUUGUCUGAUAAAUUAUUAAAAAAAAUGUUGUCUGAAGCAUUGAAGAAUACUUUGCAUCGAGUGGCAAAAGAUGAAGGAUUUGGUGAAUAUGAAAUUGAAACGAAAAUUGGUUCAAGUCAUGGUGAUAAUUACGUUGGUAUUUUGAUUGCGGUGACAAUAUCUGGAACAAAAAAUGUAAAUAAUCAAAGCAAAUACGAGGAGUUGUCGUUGAUUUGUAAAACGCCACCAGUGGAUGAAAACCGUAGAAAGAUCCUCAAAUCAAAUUUGGUAUUCGAUCGUGAAAUUUAUGUUUAUUCAAAAUUAUUACCCGCUUUCACCAGUUUUCAACAAAAUCAAGGACUUAGCGAGGCUGACUCAUUUUUGUCAUUUCCAAAAGUGUACGCGUGUGAAGCAAAUGAAAAAGAUGGAAAUUAUAUUUUAAUUAUGGAAGAUAUGAGAUCGAAAAAUUACGAAAUGUGGCCCAAGGAAAAAGAAAUUUCUCUUGAUCAUGAGCUGCGCAUCAUGACAGAAUUGGGAAAAUUUAAUGGUGUUGCAUUUGCAAUGAAAACUCAACGACCAGAUCAAUUCGCCGAAUUCAAUCAAAUGAACGAUCUUUUUGUGGAUGUUGUGAGUCGUGGAUUAUUUCGGUCGUUAGUGUUGAAAUCAAUCGAGAGAGCAGCAAAUGCAUUAAAAAAUCCGAAAUACAAACAAUUCAUGAACAAUAUUCGGAGCAAUUGCGAACAAAAAUUGGAGUAUUAUUUAUCUGGGACAUGCAACAAAGAUUUCACUGUAAUCGGACACUCGGAUUGUUGGUCAAACAACUUUUUAUUCCAGUAUUUCGAUAAAAAUAAGACCCAAUUGAAGUCCAUUUGCUUUUUGGACUGGCAGUUCACACAUUCCUGUUCACCCGCCCUUGAUUUGCUAUACAACAUUUUUUCUUCAACUGAUAAGAACUUCCGUGAAAAGCACUAUGAACAGUUACUACAAGCUUAUCACUCUUCGUUGAGCACGACAAUCGAGAAACUUGGAAGCGAUCCAGAUGGAUUGUUUAGCUACGAAAAUUUACAAAAUGAAUUGAAGAAAUUCGGUGAAUUUACACUUUUAGUAGUUCCGAUGCUACUAUUAGUCAAAAUUACGAAUCCAAAAGAUAUAAAGCCGAUAGGCGAUUAUUCGGCAUGCGUUGAGAGAGGAGAAGAAAUUGAUCUAAUAAACAACCUCGAUGAAGAAACUCAAGAAAAAUUUAGUGGGUUAAUCAACGACCUUUUUGAUGAUCUUGUGCGUUUGGGGUAUAUAAAUAUAUAACAGCUGCUUGUUGAUUCAACUGGCAAGCUGUGUGAGGUCAUUGACAUAUUCGCAAAUGAAUUAAAAUAAAAUAGAAACCGUUAUAAA